ACAAUGUGUGUGUAUGUGUGUGUGUGCACUGGUGGAGAGCAUGAGGGACGGUGCGCAGUUCUUGGUCAGUAUAGUCUUUUGCCAGUAGUGGUACAAGUAGGCUGCGUCUCACGCCACCUUGGUGUCCGUUCGAAUCUCUACCACUUUUUCCCGCUCUCCACCACUACCUGUCUGACUGGCCUCACUUGCACAUUAGCUGGUCCCCGGAAUCCCCCACCCCCGCAGCCUUAUCUCUCGUUAUCACCAUACUUUUACACCACUUAUUCAAAAAGAAAUGAACUUCGUCUCUUCUGGGAGAGAGAUAAUUCAUUGGUAUAUUGUGUAAUGGUAACGAUCUGAAGAGUUGCCUGCCAGCAGUGGGUCGAGGCAGUGAGUGUAGCAGUGUUAACAGUGAAUCAUUUAUUGUGGCAGGGCCGGCAGUACCAGUCACAACAGGUGCAGCAGCUGCCGAAGCAGUCACAGUGAACAGGAGCAACAGCUGCAGCAGCAGCAGAAGGAAAAGUGGUGGUGGUGGGCAUAGUUGUCACGGCUAAGCACCUGGGACGCCAGUACCUGACUCGGUGGCCAUCGCGCUACAAGCUUCUCUCUCCCCACCUGUUGAUUCUCCACACACGGUUCCUGCUUCUCGCCACCCACCUGCGCUCUGCUCCUCAACGCACUCCUGCUCUGCCACACUACCUUUACUCAUAAGUUGUGCCAUCUUGUCAUACAGUGGCAUCGUGGUGCUGAUGCUUAGCACCCCACUGGAUGUAUAGCUGUGUAAAUUCACACUAGUUGUGUGGGGAUACUGUUGAUCUGGCCUGGGCCUCCGGGUUUACAGUGAAGCCAUAAGUUUUUGUUUUGCUUGUAUUCCUUGAAGUGUUACUUAAGCGUGUAGACACACCAGUGUUUGUCAAAAUGAUUAUAAAUUACACUUGUUAUAUUUAGUCCUUACAGACUGAGUUCCACUGGCGCUUCAAACUGUAUGUACACAUAGCAUAUUGUAAGAAGUUUGAGAAAAAGGAUAAAUGGUAUACGUAUUUAGUGGGAUCAGCUGCAUGCAUGUGCUACAUGCAUGACACUUAGAUUUCUACUCCUCAUGGACUCUUGGAAGAUGAAUGCACUUUAUACGUUAAAAAUCUUGCCCAGAAGUUGUGUACGUCCGGAAGAAUCGUUUUCGCCGUUGGACGAGUGUGAAUCGUGAAGGUCGUGACAGUUAUUUGAAGACUGGUGUAUGAUGGGUGUCAUGCCAGUGUACAGGUGACUGGAGCCUAGGCGGGCGGUGGCUGUGGCUCAGGUGUACAGGGAAGGUGUGUGUGCUGGUGCACAAGUGUGAGAGGAUGGCCACACCUCAGUCUGCUGACAGCAAGGGGGGUCAGCAGCGCGCCGUUACUCUCUACACCAGCAGCAGCAGCAGCAGCAGCAGCAGGAGGAGGGGGUUGGGUGAAGCGCCCCCUGCAUGGGACCUGUGUUGUGGUUGUGUGCCAACCCGCCCCUACCCCACGUCCACCUCCACCUCAUGGACCACACCAUCCCCCGCCUAUCACCCUCUUACCAAAGUACCACAACACCUCACAAUGAGGACCUUGAAGGCUAACUCUCCCAGCUCGGACCGUCGAUUCUGGCGCACUUUUAAAAGGUGCGGUCAUGGCGGCGUGGUGGGCGGGGUGGGCGGCGCAGGCGGCGGCAGCGUAACGGGUAGCGGGUGGCGCGCCGCCCCGAAAUCGGGGGGCGCAGCUUCCGGACCCGGGUCGCCGCCUGCCAUGUCCAAAGGCCGCACGCGGGCACCCACCUCAACAGCGGCCAGCGGAGGAGGCACCAGUAGUGCAUCCCCCCUCUCCACCACCACCACCACAACCACCAUCACCACCACCACGACUACUACAACUCCCUCAACUGCCACCUCCAACAUGAAUGGAGAGAGGCGCUCUGGCGUGGAAGUAGUGCCACCCUCCAGUCGUCGGCCAGUUCGAACUUCAGCCACCUUCACCUCCAGUAUUAAAGGCCUCUUGCAGCAGCGAGAGGACGCUGCUGGAGGCGGCGUGGGUGUGUUCUCCACUCUGCGGCGCUCAUUGCCGCGCUCCAGGUCAGCGUCCUCACACGUGGAGGGGCGCGCUACCCAGGAGGAGGCCACUGGAGCCCGCCGUUCUAACCUGCCUCCCUUGAGGACCACUGGGGGUCCCUCGCCGCGUGGGCGACGAACACUGUCUACCAUGGGCUCUAAAAGACGAUCCGUCAUACUUGAGGAGGACAAGGAGGCUCUUAAUGGUGAAGAGUCAGCAGUAGCGCCGCCCCCUGUGACCGGCGUCACCGGAGGUCGGCGCCACUCUCCCAGGGCGCGGCGCUCUCACAGUGUGCAAGAGGAACGACAGUCCCCGGCUAGAGAUCAUGGCAUUACUAAACAAUAUAGUGUAGAAGAACGUGUGUCAAAAACUAAUAAAUCUUCCCCGGGAGACGAGUCUCCCAGAGCCGAUGAAGAGGACGCUGAUGGCGUCUCAAAAGAAGGGGAAGAAAGAACACGAGAGGCUGGUACUCUAACAGACAAAGAAAAAGUCGAAUGUGAACGUGAUGAAAAAGACAAAGAUGAACGUGAAGAGGAGGAGCGACGUGCUCCUGUAGAGGAGGAGGAGGCAGAAGAAGCAGUGGACAAGUCGCCAGACGGACGCUUUCUCAAGUUUGACCACGAGAUUGGUCGUGGCUCUUUCAAGACGGUGUACCGCGGCCUGGAUACCGACACCGGGGUCGACGUCGCUUGGUGCGAGCUCCUGGUGAGUACUGUCUAUAUUUUCAUGUCUUUAUUGACUCAAGAAAUCGGAUCAUGGCAUCACUAUGGGUGUGCCGUGGCCCGCCAGGGAUCAUGGCAUAACUAUGGGUGUGCCGUGGCCUGCCAGGGAUCAUGGCAUGACUAUGGGUGUGCCGUGGCCCGCCAGGGAUCAUGGCAUCACUAUGGGUGUGCCGUGGCCCGCCAGGGAUCAUGGCAUCACUAUGGGUGUGCCGUGGCCCGCCAGGGAUCAUGGCAUCACUAUGGGUGUGCCGUGGCCCGCCCAGGGAUCAUGGCAUCACUAUGGGUGUGCCGUGGCCCGCCAGGGAAUGGCAUCACUAUGGGUGUGCCGUGGCCCGCCAGGGAUCAUGGCAUACUAUGGGUGUGCCGUGGCCCGCCAGGGAUCAUGGCAUCACUAUGGGUGUGCCGUGGCCGCCAGGGAUCAUGGCAUCACUAUGGGUGUGUCGUGGGCCCCAGGGAUCAUGGCAUCACUAUGGGUGUGCCGUGGCCCGCAAGGGAUCAUGGCAUCACUAUGGGUGUGUCGUGGCCCGCCAGGGAUCAUGGCAUCACUAUGGGUGUGUCGUGGCCCGCCAGGGAUCAUGGCAUCACUAUGGGUGUGCCGUGGCCCGCCAGGGAUCAUGGCAUCACUAUGGGUGUGUCGUGGCCCGCCAGGGAUCAUGGCAUCACUAUGGGUGUGCCGUGGCCCGCCAGGGAUCAUGGCAUCACUAUGUGGUGGGUCGUGGCCCGCCAGGGAUCAUGGCAUCACUAUGGGUGUGCCGUGGCCCGCCAGGGAUCAUGGCAUCACUAUGGGUGUGUCGUGGCCCGCCAGGGAUCAUGGCAUCACUAUGGGUGUGCCGUGGCCGCCAGGGAUCAUGGCAAUCACUAUGGGUGUGUCGUGGCCCGCCUGGGAUCAUGGCAUCACUAUGGGUGUGCCGUGGCCCGCCAGGGAUCAUGGCAUAACUAUGGGUGUGCCGUGGCCCGCCAGGGAUCAUGGCAUCACUAUGGGUGUACCGUGGCCCGCCAGGGAUCAUGGCAUAACUAUGGGUGUGCCGUGGUCCGCCAGGGAUCAUGGCAUCACUAUGGGUGUGCCGUGGCCCGCCAGGGAUCAUGGCAUCACUAUGGGUGUGCCGUGGCCCGCCAGGGAUCAUGGCAUCACUAUGGGUGUGUCGUGGCCCGCCAGGGAUCAUGGCAUCAUUAUGGGUGUGCCGUGGCCCGCCAGGGAUCAUGGCAUAACUAUGGGUGUGCCGUGGCCCGCCAGGGAUCAUGGCAUAACUAUGGGUGUGCCGUGGCCCGCCAGGGAUCAUGGCAUCACUAUGGGUGUGCCGUGGCCCACCAGGGAUCAACGCAUCACUGUGGGGGUGCCGUGGCCCGUCAGGGAUCAAGGCAUCACUAUGGGCGUGCCAUGGCCCGCCAGGGAUCAAGGCACCACUGUGGGUGUUCCAUGGCCCGCCAGGGAUCAAGGCAUCACUGUGGGUGUGCCGUGGCCCGCCAGGGAUCAAGGCAUCACUAUGGGUGUGCCAUGGCCCGCCAGGGAUCAAGGCACCACUGUACUACGACACAGUAUGGCAAUGCGACACAUCAGUAUGACAAUAUGACACAUCAAUAUGGCAAUAUGACACAUCAGUAUGUCAAUACGACACAUCGGUAUGGCAAUGUGACACAUCAGUAUGACAAUACAACACAUCAGUAUGUCAAUACAACACAUCAGCAUGGCAGUAUGACAAAUCAGUAUGUCAAUGCAACACAUCAGUAUGGCAAUAUAACACAUCAGUAUGACAAUACAACACAUCAGUAUGGCAAUAUGACACAUCAGUAUGACAAUACAACACAUCAGUAUGGCAAUAUAACAUCAGUAUGGCAAUAUGACAAAUCAUUAUGGCAUCACUACACAGCAAGGCUCUUCAGAUAUCUACGUCGUUUACGGAAGGUCAACCUAAAGGUACUGAAAAGCUGGUGCCGGCAGAUAUUAAAGGGGCUACAGUUUCUUCACUCACGUUCUCCUCCCAUCAUACAUCGAGAUCUCAAGUGCGACAACAUUUUUGUCACCGGAACAACAGGCUCUGUAAAAAUUGGAGAUCUAGGGCUUGCCACACUUAAAAAUAGAUCAUGUGCUAAAUCAGUAAUUGGCACACCAGAGUUCAUGGCCCCAGAGGUAUACGAGGAACAUUAUGAUGAAAUGGUGGAUGUCUAUGCCUUUGGUAUGUGUAUGAUGGAGAUGGCAACGUUGGAGUAUCCAUACAAAGAGUGCUCGGGCCCAGCUCAGAUUUACAAGAAGGUUACCACGGGAGUGCGGCCCCAGAGUUUUCUCAAGAUUGAAGAUGAAGAUGUAAAAUAUAUUGUGGACUGGUGUACAAGAUUACAUAAUGAGGAACGACCAACUGUAAAAGAUCUUUUGAACCAUGAGUUCUUCCAAGAAGAUACUGGCAUCAAAGUGGACCUUGGAAAUAAAGAAGAAGCUAUAGCCUCUGAUGUAGGAAAAGUUGUAUUGAGGCUGCGAGUCAUUGAUGCCAAAAAAAGAAAAGAUAAGCACAAAGAAAAUGAAGCAAUCCAGUUUGAUUUUGACACAGAGAAUGACAAUCCAGAUAUGAUUGCAGAAGGAAUGGUGAAAAUGGGAAUGAUCCUUGAGGAGGAUGAACGGUCAGUGGCUAAGAUGAUUAAUACACAAAUACACAAUCUUCAGCGGGAACGCGAAGAAAGAAGAAAGAAAGAUGCUAUGGAAAAAGAAAAACAUCAAUUAGAAGAACAGAACCAAAUUCAACAGCAGUUACAGCAGCAGCAACAACUACAGCUGCAACAACAACUUCAGCCAUCACAGCAGCCAACAUUACAAACACAGACUUCGGUCCAGCAGCAGCCUACUGUGCAACAGCAGGCACCACAAGUACAACAAAGUCAGCCUGACCAGCAACUUCCACUUCCUCAGCCAACUCAGCAGCAACAGUCACAGCAGCCAACUCCACAGCAACAACAGCAGGUGCAACAGCAGCAGCAACAGCAGCAACAACAACAGCAGCAGCAGCAGCAGCAGCAGCAGCAGCAACAACAACAGCAAGUUGCUCAGCAAGAUGCUCAACCACAACUAGUGGGGGAGGUAAUUCCUCCAGAUCAGCAAGCAGAUGGUGUACGAGAAUCUGGUUACUACACGUUGACCUCAGGAAGCGACAGUCAGCAGGCAUUCACACAGGAUGGUCAAUACUUUGGUGGCAACUUUGGGUUUGGCAGCUAUCCUGGUAGCUCCUCACAAUUCCAACCAGUAAGUUCUAGUUACCAACAACCUCAAUACCAGCAGACUCUUACCACUGGAAUUGCUUCGGUCUCCCAGAGCUACUUGCCCACUUCAGUUUAUCAAACAGUUCCACAGCAGACAAGCCAACAGCAGUCAUCCCAACAGCCUACUCAGCAACCAUCUCACCAAACUUCACAACAGCAGGUAGAUCAACAACAGCAACAGCAGCAACCACAUCAGCAGCAGCAACAUCAGUCAGAAUAUUAUAGUCAUAUUAAUUCACAGGUUCCAGUAGGGAGUGGAACUUCAGCAAUUUCAUCACAGCACCAUAUGGGGAUGGCACAACCCCAGGUGCUUUCUUCACAAGGAGUAAUUGUUGGUGCAUCCUCAUUAGUUAUGGCUUCUCAGCCAAUGGCAGGUCUAAGUCAUCCUUUAGUAAUGGCCUCGGUUCCCAUGGUGGUGCCUUCUAUAUCCUCAGUGGCAAUGUCUCAACACAUAAGUCAGCCUGUGGUAUCAGUGAUGUCCCAGCUCUCUGGAAUAACGCCACAGCCUCCUUUAUCCUCUCAGCCUCUUGUACUUCCAACUCAACCUGCAUCCCUUUUGUCACAAGCAUCCAUGAUACCCUCACAGCCAAAUAUCCUCUCAUCACUGCCACAGGUUUUCUCCCAGGCAUCUGUAUUGCCUCCUCAUUCUCAAACAGUACUUCCUCAAUCAGUAGGAAAUAUAUCACAAGCACCUGUGGUGUCAGAGACAUCAGGGAUUAUGCCUCAUCUAAGAAUGGCACCACAAUCAGUGGUAGCAUCACAACCACUGCCAGUACCACAGUCAAUUACAGCUUCUCAACCAGGGGUAGCAACACAACCAGUGAUAGCUUCACAACCAGUGCUAGUAUCACAGCCAAUUAUUGGUCCACUUAUAGCAGACACGUCACAAUCCAUGGUUGGUACACACCCAGUGAUUAUGCCACAGCCAGUAGUUCACUCACAGCCUGUGGUUGCUUCACAGCCAUUGGAUGCAUCACAGGCAGGGAUUUCUUCUCAACCAGGAGUUGCCUCUCAAUCAGUGUGUUCUGUACAAGCAGUAAUGGCUUCUCAAUCAGUGUUGACAUCCCAUCCCGAGGAAUCUUCACAGGCAGUGAUAGCCUCACAACCACUUGCAACAUCACAGUCACAUGGAGGAGUAAGUCAAGCAGAGUCACUAGCUCUCUCUAGUGUGAGUAUGCCAAAUGUUAUGGCACUACAGGGUAGCUCAUCUGAGUUGGUGCAAACUGUAACUCCACAGUCAGUUGUGGUGCCAACCCUUGUGCCAUCUCAAUUAUCAACCAUUUUCAUGCAGCCACCUGGAGCCUCAACAUCUGUUCCUGAAUCUGUUUCUUCAAUUCUACCAAGUACUACAACCUCACACCCUGGUGUAAUACAAUCUCAUUUAUUAUCAGUUUCAACCAGUCAGCCAUCUGUAGCCUCCCAACAGGUUACAUCAGCUCAGCCAACUGUAACAAUGUCACAGCAGGGACCCUCAGCAUUACAAGAUGGAGGUCUGCCUUCCCAGUCAGAAGGAGUAGCAUCUCAGCCUGCAGCACUGCAGUGUCAGCCGUCAGUGGUGCCAUCUCUUCCUGGGGUUGUAUCAUCAGUACCACCACUUGGAGCAUCGCUGUCAUCAUCUACAGUAGCCAGUGAUGCAAACCAGGUGGAAACUUGCCCAUCACCUCAGAUACUGCCAGAUACAUAUUCUCACCUGCUAAAUGACAGGCCUGGUGGCACUGGUUUGGAGUCGCAGACCAACAACUCCAUCACAAGCAGCAACACCACCUCUUCUACCAUCACCACCACCAUGCCCUCCUCCUCAAACACAACCAUCACCUCUUCUACUCAUCCUCCAUUUGACCCCAGUGCCGCCUCCGAGUCAGAGUGCAGUGAGCAUCCAGCCGACGGGUCCAGCAGUAAGCAGCAUAUGGGACGUAAGAAGAUUCGGAAGAAGAAGACCCUCGACAGGUUUCCCAAGUUAACAGUCCUGAGCGUGACAGACACAAUGGUUGAAUGCCAGCUGGAAACCGUCAAACAAAAAACUAUAACGUUUAAAUUUGACAUCACUGAUAAUGAUCCCCAAGAUGUUGCCUACAAACUGGUAAUGACUAACUUGUUGCCUGGGAACCAUGCCGAGGUAGUGAUAAACUACAUUGAGGAUAUCAUCCGCCAGCUGCAGGUCAACCCAAAUGUUCUUCCAGUUGUCUCCAUCCCAGGACUGGACUCUCCUGGUCAACAACAUUCUCAAGAUGGCCCUACUCGAUCUCCAUCUGCCUCUAGACGCCAUCGGGAUGAUCCUGAAACAAGGGCUCGAUACCUGGCCAGGAAGCUGAGUCGAUCCUCCCCUAAACGGCGGCGGCGACACAGCUCACAUGAAGAAGGUGGAGACAGUGCCCCACCAACUCCCAGCAAGCGGGCUGAGCAUAGAGAAUCAUUAUCUCAUGGUUCUACAAGCCCUGUUCAUCAGCCACAGCCUCAACAACAGGAACCUCAGGCACAACAGACCCAGGAGCCACAGCAGCAGCAGCAGCAGCAACAGCAACAGCAACAGCAACAGCAACAGCAAACAGCUUCAACAUGUGCUCUCCAGCAGCCACCUGCAUUAUCACAAUCAACAUCACAACAACCGCAGGCUUUCAGGACGUCUCGAUUCCUGGUGAGUCCUGUGGUAGAGCGCAAGCAGAUACCUAGUGAGGAGGCGGGUGGGGGGUCAGGUGGCAGAGUUAUCCAGCAGCAAGAGGAAACUAUAACUUCCACUCCUAACCCUCUCAUGGAUGACUCCCCUAAGUCAGACUCCAUUACUGCUUCCUCUACUGCUGCUCUGCCUGUACCAACCUCCUCUGCCUCUAUUGUGCUUCUACCAUCACAAGAUCAACAGCAGAAUGAUGGUUGGGUGAGUGGUGUAGGCAUGACAGUAGCAUCAUCUGUAGCGACAUCACAGCCAGGAUCAGGAGGUCCCACUCCUCCACAUCACUGUACCCCGGAAAACACCUACACCUCUGAUCAUCAGGCCAAACUCUCACAGCAGAAUUCCCUGGAGAAGAGUGACAGUGUGACUGCUAACAGCAACCUGUCAGAGCUGGCUCGAAAGUUGCAACAGCUGGGGACGUCUGGAGGCACUGUUCCUCCGCUUUCAUUGUCUUCUUCGCAUACUCUCCCUCCAAUGUCUGCCCCACUGUCUGCACCCAGCCAUCCUGGUACUCCAAUCUCUCUAGCUACUCAACCUACCUUCAGCCAAGAACUUAGUAUGCAACUGGCAGGGGUGCUGAAUUCUGGGGCAUCGCGGUGUACAAGGGCCCUCUGGUCGCCAUCUACCAACUACAAAACCUGCCCCGCCUUCUUCCACGUUUUGGCUCCUGAGGGUGGCAGCGGUAGUGUUGAUGGUAGUAUCCUAACUACAACCAGCUUAGGGGUCCCAGUCCAGGAGGCAAAUGUUGUGAUGCAACCGCAAGGACCCCACUAUACUAACCGCACAACUGAUAUCCCUACCACUGAGCUUAUUCAACAGGUUGCAUGUGAGGUGGAGGGUAAGGAGGGAUUGCAUUCCCUUCCACUGCCCAUAGACUCACCCCACAUGCAUCCAGUGGGAGGUGUCCUCACCAUCGUGGUCACUCCCCCAUUACCACCGCUGAGCCAGGCCUUGCUGUCACACACUCAGGGUGUUCAGAGUAUGGGAAUUGAUGAUGGAAGAGCAAUUACUACACCUCCUAUCACCAGUGACUCAGUGGGUACACCGUUGGUUACUCCAGCUGGUGUGCUUAUGACUGCACCAAUUCCAGUUGAGGCAGUUGGUAUACCAGUCAAUACGGACAUGUUCCCAAGUUUGAAGCCAACACCACAACCUAUCAUUAAUUCUACAGCAAUGCAUCACAUUACUUCGUUGCCACCAGAGAUGUCUGCCCCAGGUGUCAGCAUUCCACCUGAAAUGGGAGUAUCAGUAGAACAAUCUGGACAUACAGACACCAGCCAAGUUACCCUUCAAUCUCAAGCUGCAGAAUUGGGUUGCAGUGGGGGGGAGCCAGGUCAUGUACCUGGGGAUGGUCAUGUUGGUGUUGAAGCACAUUAUGUGCCUGUUGUGCCUGGCCACAUUACAAUGGGCUUGGCACCUGGAACACCAACAGCAGUGCCUGCAGGAAUGACACCAGGUAUGAGCAUGACUGGAGCUACAUUAGGUCUUCAUCAUGGAGUGAUGUUGGCUGUGCCCACAGGUUCAGGCCAGAGGAGCAGAAUGGAUUUAAAUGCUCUUAGAGAGCAAUUGCAGAAGCUUGUGCCUGGUGCCCGCCUAACAUUGGCCCACCAUGACACUGAGGAAAGUGUUACCACUGGAUCUCCUUCCAUUGAUGGUCUACAGCCAGUGUACCCACAGCCAUCAGCUAUUGGUGGCAUACCACUCACAGUGAUGGGAUCAAACAGAGUAGAUGAUAUUAUGCCAAUGGGCCAUGGAGAAGGACUGCACACUUCAUUGGAUGGAUCAGUAGACACAAGCAUGAUUUUACCACACACUGUAAGAUUACCGGGAGGGGAGACUGUGGCCUUAGUUCCACAAGUUAUGAUGGAAGGUCGCUGUCCUUCAACGCUUGGUUAUUCAACCAUGGUGCCUCUCAAUCUAGAAAAAGCUUCUGCGUUUAAUACAGUAGGCUCUGAAGAAGCUUAUGCAUGGAGGUCUGCUGGAGUAUCCCCUGCACCAUUACAGAGUACUAUACCCCUGUCUCGCACACCUUCUUUAUUAGACUCUGAAGAACAGGUUGACAAGCAGACUCGAACCUCGCGCUUCCAAGUGACGAAGGUUGUUGAAGAAUCAGUGAGAAGGGCAUCAGAUACAUCUACGUGCAGUAGCCCUGUUAGUUCUCCUGUACGUCGUGGACGCUUUGCAGUCACCAAAGUAGCAGAGUCAGCAGAAUCUGGGGAAUGUGCUUUGGGAGGCUCUGCUUUGACACCAGGCUUGUCAGAAUCACAUCCUCAUGUCUUCUUUCGUGGAGAUUCACAGGGUGGUACUCCUUCAGAGCCUCCCUCCAUCACUGCAUCUGCUGCACCUUCCAUGACUUCUUCAUUUGUCUCGGAGGAUACUCCAGCCACCACACCUGCUACACCAGCUGCUGAUUUAGAAACAUUCACUCAACACCGGUCAACUGCCAAUAAUUCUACUGAAGACUGUGCGCCAACCAUAGAAGGCAGCCAGUUCAGUGGCGUUGUUACUAGACUCCCUGGCGAUAGGUGGCAGCCCCAGUCCCAGCCUUCAUCCUCUUCCUGUACCCUUCCCAUGCAGACACAUUUGUGUGAGGAGGCCACUGUGUCUCCCUCAACCCUACUGUAUCCUCACAAUUCCAACACAGCUGCCAGUACAAGCUGCUCAUCACAGGGAUGUCCAGCUUCACCCUCCAGUGCCACUAACCAGCAAGCAAAAGUCAAUGCUUUUAAAAACAGUAGAACAACUAAUUUCAAUGUUCCAGUCGGCUCACCAGUACACGGAACACCGAUUUUAUCGCAAAUUGUAGAGCAACCAUUUCAUCCUUUAUCUACAAGCUCUCUGCCACCAAGUGAGCCCCCACCAAUUCUCAAGCUACCCUCUAGACUGUGUGGUACUGCUAAAAAGAAAUCACAUGGUAUUGGAGGGGGAGCAAUACCCAAACUUUCUGAAACUACCAAAACAACUUUGACUAAAUUAAAAGUUUCGAGAAGCACAUCAUAUGAUGCUGAUACAGAAGAAGUAUUUGAAUCAUUGCUUGACAGUCAGUCUGAUGGAAGGGCACACACACUGUAUUACAGUAGAAGUGUUGAAGUGCAAACUGAAGAGGCUAAAGAACAAGAGCGUAAUCUUUCCUCUCUUUCACCAUCAUUAACUGUUAAAUCAAGCCUAGCACAGCGUCCAAAGCCAAAAUCUACAAGUAGUCUUACCAGUCCAGUUCCUCCUCCAAUCCCACCUAGAAACACAACUCUGAAGUCUCCCAUAAAAAAAGCGGGUAGUGUUAACUGGCUGGAUCGCAGUAGCAGCAUUUUAGACUUGGGUAAUUUGUUCGAAGAAGUGAAACAGUCUAGAGAGGCUUUACAUAAGUCACGAGAAUCUUUGAGUCGCUCUGUUGAAAAAAGCACAUUUAGUGUGUAUAGCCCAUUAUCCCGCACCAAAAGUGUAAGUAACAUACAGCAUUUGGGGUUGGCUAGUACCAGAGAUUCAGGAUUGUCACAGUCUUCUUGGGAACUUGGAGAUGCAAAUAAUUCUGCACCACACUUUCAUUCCCUUCGAGCAGGCAAUAGCAUCAAUUUUAAUGAGAUUCAAAAGUCUAGCAUGCUUUCACCAUCAUCAAAUAUAAAGCGUAGCCCAGCCCUACGAAGACUAACUGGACAGGACAGGUUUAAUAUUAGUGUAGAAGACUCUGUUUAUCAUACCGUCCAUACACCGUCUCAUGCAAGUGCAAAUCCUCGUGCUAAGUCAUCUGGUCCCACUAUCAUUCAUACUCCAGCAUUCCAGGAAGAUGUCUAUUAUACUAUUCAGGGAGGUGCUGGAGUGACUCAUCAUUAUCAAACAGAAGAAUCCCGACAGUGGCAAGUUCCAGGCUCAGUACCACUGUAUCGUCAAAGAAGUUACUGUCACUCAUCAUGCUCCAGUAGUGAAGAAGGCUUUGAAGAGGAUGAUCCUUUAUAUGAACCUUUGCAUGAAUCACCACGAAAUAUGUCACCCACAGAGGCAUACAAAACACAUUAUGCACUAGAAACACCUCACCUUUCCCCACGAUCUCCAAAAUAUUAUUAUCAUCAUUCACCUCCCCUUACAUCCCAUUAUAUUCCAUUGUCUCCCAAAAGUCCUAAACACCUUCGUUACUCUCCAAAACCACUUCAUCCAUAUGGUCAUUCACCACACCAACUGUAUCAGAGUCCUCAGUGUUCUCCACAGCCUUCACAUUACUCUCCUCAGUCCUAUCAUUACCCAUGUACCUGCAUGCACCAGAGCUACCCCAAUCCACUCAGUAGCCGACCGUGGCCCUCGCCCACAGCCCAGCUUGAAACGGGUCGUUCGUGCUCUUGGACAGAGGAUGAUGAACUGGAGACUGUCAGGCUUGAUCUAGAAGAUUUUUCAGAAGAUGAUGACAGCUUUCAACAACUUCUUUCAAAGUAAUUAUUGCACAAGGUUUUAUU
Cherax quadricarinatus is the source of this 13120-nucleotide messenger RNA. The record is from RefSeq and is a predicted model, not a curated record. NCBI's taxonomy places the organism in Eukaryota, Metazoa, Arthropoda, Malacostraca, Decapoda, Parastacidae.